AUGGUGAAGGUGCGGAAGCUUGUUGGCGCGAAUCACCACGUGACAACUGCCUACAGCCCGUGGGCGAAUGGUUCGAUUGAAGUGGUCAACAGCAUGAUGUUGCGAGCGACGAAGGCCCUGUUGAGCGAGUGGCGGCUUCCAGGAAAUCAGUGGCCUGUGGUACUGACGCUGGUUCAAGGGGCGUUGUACCACCAACCAUCCGACCGGCUUGGUGGAGUUGCACCGGCGACGGCAAUUGGAGGCUUUCCGGCUUCGACCCCGCUCAGCGGUAUUGUGCACACCGUGACGAAGGAGGUGUACGAAGUGGACCGGCUCAAGAAUAAAAGACAGAUGCAUGUGGCCGAGAUGCAUCGAGAAGUGUCGGCGACAAUUGAAGAGAAACGAGCUCAAGCGCUGGACCGGCAAAACAACAAGCCUGGCGUCAAGUGCCCCUACUUUGACGCCGGAGACUACAUGCUAGUCGGAUUGGUUGUGCGCCGCCCAACCAAGUUGGCUCUUCACUGA
Aphanomyces invadans is the source of this 504-nucleotide messenger RNA. RefSeq lists its product as hypothetical. The record is from RefSeq and is a predicted model, not a curated record. Gene Ontology annotation, molecular function: nucleic acid binding. Lineage: Eukaryota; Oomycota; Saprolegniomycetes; Saprolegniales; Verrucalvaceae. The transcript has a single exon. Bases 1 to 504 code for a protein of 167 amino acids.